UUCCUCUAUUGAGAUGUUGAUUGAUAGGAAAAGCACAAAGGAACAAAAAAAAAAAAAAACAUAAAAUGAGGUUGAAUUUGCUCUCUUUAUUUGCUGAAUUUAUUAAAGGUUCAACAUGGAGACACCAUUCCAAGUGCAAGAAGCUAAUCAAACAGCUUAAGGCACGUUUAGUCGUACAAAAGAAGAGAAGAAAUGCAAUUAUAAAACAAGUACGUGAAGACAUUGCUCAAUUAAUGCAGAUUGGGAACCACCAUCUUGCUUUUUCCAGGGUUGAACAACUUUAUAGAGAUGAGUGCAGGUUAUCUGUAUACAAUCAGCUUGAUGCUUUUUGUGACUGCAUCUCUAUGAACCUCUGUGAUAUUAGCAGGAACAGCAAGUUAUCUGAUGAUGUUAAGGAGGCAUUGUCCAGUAUGAUAUUUGCAGCAUCGAGAUGUGGUGAAUUACCAGAGCUACAUUCCCUCAGGGAUCUAUUUAAACAGCAUUUUGGUCAAGCAUUUGAUCGAAUCAAUGUUGAACUUCUUCCAGGUAAUUCGGUUAACUUGGAGACCAAGAAGCACCUCACACAUGUCACAAAGCUAAAAGAAGACACAAAGCUCCAAUUCAUGGAUGAAAUAAGAAUCCUAAUAGUUCUAUGGCCAACAACUCAUGGGUUGAAAGCUUAAAUUGUGAGAUUUAUACAUCAAAGAGAACCAAAUCAGAUCAACAAUGCAAUAAAGAUGUGAUUGAAGAUGAAGAACAAUGGUCUCCAGUAGCUCAAUCGCCUCAUGUCCAUCCGAAGCUACCUGACUACGAUAAUUUAGUUGCCAAAUUUAGAGAUUUAAAAGGAGAAUAUAUGUGUAGAAAUAGUAUAAAUCAUCGAUCCUUUUCUAAAUGGACGAGGUGGUAAUAUUUUUAAUUAUUCCAUGUAAAUUAUUGAAGUUUAGACAGCCUAACUACGGUAGAGAUUUUGGACAUAUGAAUAGUGAUGACUUCAUCUGGUCAAUCCCAAA
This is a messenger RNA of Capsicum annuum, 989 nucleotides long. RefSeq lists its product as uncharacterized. Gene Ontology annotation, biological process: protein transport. NCBI's taxonomy places the organism in Eukaryota, Viridiplantae, Streptophyta, Magnoliopsida, Solanales, Solanaceae. The coding region runs from base 66 to 662 and encodes 198 amino acids. The record is from RefSeq and is a predicted model, not a curated record. The transcript has 5 exons.